Molecule: messenger RNA, 4415 nt
Organism: Culex pipiens pallens (northern house mosquito)
Lineage: Eukaryota; Metazoa; Arthropoda; Insecta; Diptera; Culicidae
Exons: 4
Coding region: 466-4230 (1254 amino acids)
Source: RefSeq, a predicted model, not a curated record
CAACUUUCUGUUUGCAAGCGCGUCGAUCCGCAUCUGUCAAAAAUUUUCACCGUCACCGGGACUUGCAGGUGUAACUUUCAGUGCUCCAAUUUAAUUCGAAUUAAUCGCCGAAAAAAGUGCCGAUUUGAGAUCAUCCAAAACCAAAAAUACAUUGAAAAGUUGAUUCGCGAUUAAUCAAGUUAAAACAAAAAAAAAACAAUUCUUUGAAAACGGUGAAACGACUCCGUUUCGGGUUUUCUCUGCGUAUUAAAAAGGUUGCUGGGUGUAAAAGGUAACCAACGGUUCAGAGCCCGACUGCUAUCCGGUUCUGAUCCGCGCGCGCGCCCUUCCCAGUUUGCAACCCCAAACCCAAACUCGCGCCUAGUGAAUCGUGAUUCGUGAGUGAAUUGCCAAGUGCGUGUGCGUGUUAUCCAUCGGUACGCGUGAGGAGGACGACCACAGCUUGGAAGACCGCUGCGCUGCGCGAUGGGAGACAACGGCGAUCUGAAGGAAGCGGGCAACGGAUCGCUGGACGCGGCCCAAACGCAGCCGGAGAUCGACUUUGAGAACCACCAGCUCGGGACGACGGUGAAGCUCUCCGAUGGCACCGAGGGACGCAUCUUUAGCCGCGGAGCGCGCAACAAGGAUGGCCACCUCACGUACACGUGCCACCUGUGUAUGGUGGUCAACCUGCCAGGGGAGCGCGUCAUGCUUACGCACAUCGCCGGCCGGAAGCACCAGAACCGGCUGAGCCACCCGGUCAUCGAUGCGGACACGUUCCGGAAGAUUUCCGCGCCCAAGACGAACAAGAUCCAAAUGCACAUCGCACCGGGCGAGCCCGUUCCGCCCGGCAUGGAGAACGAGGUGAAGCCGGUGGCCGAGCUGCAGGCCACGAUCGACCGCUUCAGGGAGGGCCCCAUGGUGGGGCUGGAGUACGUGAUGGAGCUGACGUCGCCGAGUCUGCGCGAGCCGAGCUACCACUGCGUGCUGUGCGACAAGAAGGGCGACCCGCGCACGAUCAUCGUGCACAUCACGAGCUACAUCCACCGGAGCAAGUUCCUGGAAAAGCACUACCCGACCGCGAUCAACGAGUUGGCGCAGUGGCGCGGCCAGAAGGGCUGCAAGGACGUGAUCGCUCGCGUCAUCCAGACGGUGUGCGAAGCGAUCGAGGACCACCACGGCCGGAUGACGCCGAACGUGCACGAGGUGAGCGACUACAACCGCAACAAGACCAAGUACCUGCAGGAGGUGCUGUUCGAGAAGCACUUUGACGAGCGAACUGGGCCCAAGUUUGUGGAGGUGAUCGACAAGAAGGCACUGCAGGAGCAGUUGCUCGGGCCGGGAGAGGCACCUAUCGUGGGUGAACGGGUCGUCCGUGAUCCAUCGCCGCCGGUGGUUCCGGCGCCGAUCGGUCAGCGAAAGCCCAAGCCGGCUCGUGCAGACCGCAAGAGUUUGGACUCGAUCUCCAGCAUGGACUCGGUGCAGAGCAUCUCCUCCAGUGAGUCCAAGGGAAACCGCCCGCCCGGCGAUAACCGCAUUCGUCCGUUGGCAAAAACCUUCGACGAUCGUAACCCGAUUCGUGUCGAGCAGGCUCGUCUGACCAACCGUCGGCGUAGUCCGCUGCCGUUCCGCCGACAAUCCCCGCCCUUCCGUCGAGUCGGCGCCAGUCCCGUUCGCAACACACGAUUCAAUCGCCGCUCGCGCAGUCCUCCGCCGAGACGUCGCUCGAGGAGCCCACUGCGAAGACGCAGUCCCGCAGGCCGGCACGAUCGUUCCCCCUUGCGCUUCAACGACCGCAGGUCGCAAUCUCCCAGCAAGGACAAGCAGCGCAGCACGCUACCAACGCCCAAGCAGUUGGCCCUGCAAGCGUCCGAAAUCGCCCACGAACGGUACAAGUGGGAAAAGUACCGCUGCUCGCUGGAGAUCGCCACGGCCCAAAUCGACAAAAUCUUCAAGGAGCACGAAAAGAACCCGGAGAAGCAUCCGCUCUACCCGGAGGAGUGGAAAAUGUUCUGGAACCGGCGCUACAAGGAGCUGCAGAACGAGAAGAAGGACCCGUCCAAGCACGACUUCAAGCCCGAGUGGAUCCAGUUCUGGACGAAGCGCAUGAAGGAACUCCGCGACGAGGAGGUCGAGAAGAAAAAGAUCGAAAUUCGCACCAAGUUGAACCUUCCCAGCGAGGACUCGGAGAAGACCGACGCACUCAAGGAGCAGUACACGGUCAAGGUGACGAAGAAGAAGAAGGAACGCUCGGUCGAACCCAUCGAAUCGGACGAGGACGAGGAGGUGCGACAGAAACCGGCCCGAGCCGUUCGCCGCUCGCGAAGCCCAAUCAGCGAUGAAGAACGAUCGCGGCACAGCCGCCGCGAGCAUCGCUCACCAAAACCUGCGUCCCGUCCGCGCAGAUCGCGCAGUCCCAUCAGCGAUGAAGAUCGUGGGUCGCGCCGGCGUGACUUCAGCAGCCGCGAUCGCGAACGCGAUCGUCCUGGAUCGUUCCACCGGGGACCGGGCUUUGGCGAUCAGCACGACUACGACGAGUGGGCCAAGACGUACUACGGGAACAACAAGAAGGUGUUUGUGCGCGAGGAGUUUGACAACUACAACUCCGGGACGCUUUCGUUCGUGGCGGUUUGCCGGCUGCUGACCGCCCUCGAGGAAUAUCUGGGAAGUUUGGGCCCUCGCGUGAUCGACCUGCUUGCGAAGGCACUCGCGCUGGAAAAGGUGAAGGCCAACUCGGCCGAUGAACUGCUGCUCAACGAGGACAACUCGAUGUUCCUGGAAACGGUCAAGGAAAAGCUCAAGGGAUGUCUGAUGGCGGAACUGCUCGAGCCUCAGAUGAUUGCGCCGGUCAAGAAGGCGAUCCGCAACAUUGCCAGUUUGCUGCACGAAGCUUCCAAGAAGGAGAAACCCGCUGAACCGGUUGUUGAUGAUCCGCUGCCAAUUUCCGGACCGCCACACACGCCAGGUGGUGUUGACAAGGCUGCAAUUGCUCAAAAGCUGGCCGCCGCGCUCGUUGCCCAGGGUAAAACCGACUUUACCAGCGCGGAACUCGAAGAACUGAUCAACGUGUACGUCGCCAUGGCGGAAGCCUCAAAGGACAAGGAAAAACCCGUCACCACCAGCACCUUCUUGAACGACGUGGCCGGACCUUCCAAACAAGCCCCACCCCCGUCAGCCGGUCCAAGUCGUCGCCGCGUCGAGGAACCGGCCGACAACACCGAGGCAAACGCCCUCGAGGGACUCACCGACUCGGACCUGCAAACGUUGCUGCAAAACUUCAAGGACCUCUCCAACGAGGAGCAGCUGCACCUGAUUUCGCACCUCAAAAAGCUCGAAAAGACGGACCCGGUCCGCGUGGAAAAGCUCCGCCGGUACGUCAACCUGGACGACAAGCCCCAGUCCCGCCGCAACGACGAUUACUACCCGGAGGAUGACGACCAGUACAACGACAACGACAUUCCGGACUUUGACAACGACGACGACGUCGGCCGGUUCGAGGACAACGCCAACAACUUCAACCCCCGACGAAACCUCAACCAACCCACCCAGAUCAAGUCGCUCGUCUCCGGAAGCUACGAAGACGACGAGCACGAUCCGUCCGCGUACGCCAAACCCGCGUUCGUCGACUCCGAGGAGGAAGACUACUCGUACGACGACGUCGUCCGCGCCGCCUCCAAAAACGUCGUUCCCCCUCCCCAGCACAGCAACAGCAACAGCCUGCAAGGUCCCCCGCCCCAAGCCGGUCGCAUCCGCGUCGCCGACUUUGGCAUCGACCAGCACGACAGCAACUCCAACUUUUCCCAGCGCAACCAACCGUCCGAUCCCACCCUGGACGCGGCCAACAUCGUCGCCAACCUGAUGGGCACGCUCGCAGCCAAAAACUCCUCCGACGCCGCCCGCCAAUCCUACUCCGCACCCAACCCCACCUCCAACCCCGCCAGCACCUACCAGAGCAUUUACGCGGGGCUGGGGCCGAACGGGAAGCCGCUGAGUGCGACCAACAACUUUAUGACCCAGCAGCGGCCCCAGUUUGCGCCCAUUCAGACGGCGAACACCAGCUUGAACAGCAUGCCUUUUUACUACCAGCAGCAGAUGAGGGCGCAACAGCAGAUGCAGCAGCAGACUCAGCAGCAGCAACAGCCGGGUUCGUACGGAGGGUACGGAGCAGGGCAGCCGCAACAACAGCCGCAGCAGCAGAAUCCUGCCGGUGGUGGACAGUUUCAGGGUUAUGGUGGAAACAAUUAUUACUAGAAGGGAAGUGCUUGUUUUCUUCAGGAUUGAGAUUAAGAAGACGCGCUUGUUCCGCUCCGCUACAGUUUUUAAGUGAAAUCAGAUUUAGAAUAUUCCACAAUAUCGCAAAGCAAUUGCAUACACAAAUUUAUCUCAAUGAAUGAAUAAAAUGAUUAUGAAUGUAUGUAAAACAACUCUAGAGUUUU